AUGGGUCAAGUUCCAUCCCAAGGCGCUGGUCGACCAGGCCGCGAUGGCAAGGACAAGGUGAGUGCAGGGUGGGGCAGUGGGUGUAUGCGCGCGCGCGUCAAGUGCCCAUCAGGCAUGCAUGUCGGCCAUCGAUGACCUUGAUCCGCUGACACGAUCCACUCGCGAUCCGAUGUCUACGCGCUCGAUAGAGAAAGGAUCAGCCCAAGAAGUGGGAGCCACCUCUUCCUACUCGCGUUGGCAAGAAGAAGAGACGCGGACCGGAUGCCGCCACAAAGCUGCCCCCCGUGCACCCCACCACGCGAUGCAGGCUAAAGCUGCUGAAGAUGGAGCGGAUCAAGGACCACUUGCUGUUGGAGGAGGAGUUUGUUCAGAAUCAAGAGAGGUUGAAACCUCAGGAGGAAAAGGCGCAAGAGGAGAGGACUAGAGUGGAUGAUCUCAGAGGAAGCCCAAUGGCGAUCGGAACGUUAGAGGAGAUCAUCGACGAUGAGCACGCCAUCGUCAGCAGUGCCACUGGGCCAGAGUACUACGUAUCCAUCAUGAGCUUUGUGGACAAGGAUCUGCUCGAACCUGGUUGCUCCGUAUUGCUGCAUCACAAGGCGAUGGCCAUCGUGGGUGUGCUUGCAGACGACGCGGAUCCCAUGGUCAAUACCAUGAAAGUGGACAAGGCGCCCACCGAGAGCUACGCGGAUGUUGGGGGUCUCGAGCAGCAGAUUCAAGAGAUCAAAGAAGCCGUGGAACUGCCCCUCACCCAUCCUGAGCUCUACGAGGAGAUGGGCGUCAAGCCUCCGAAGGGUGUGAUUCUUUACGGCGUACCAGGCACAGGAAAGACGCUCUUGGCAAAAGCUGUGGCCAAUCAGACCUCGGCGACCUUUUUGCGCAUCGUGGGAUCGGAGCUGAUUCAAAAGUACCUCGGAGACGGCCCCAAGCUGGUCAGGGAGCUGUUUAGAGUGGCAGACGAACAAGCUCCUUCGAUCGUCUUUAUCGAUGAGAUCGAUGCUGUUGGAACAAAGAGAUAUGACAGCAGUAGCGGAGGAGAGCGAGAGAUCCAGAGAACCUUGCUGGAGCUCUUGAACCAGCUGGAUGGUUUCGACACAAGACACGAUGUCAAGGUCAUCAUGGCUACAAACAGGAUCGAGUCCCUGGAUCCCGCAUUGAUCAGACCAGGGUGAGUCGAGACUGGAGCAACUCGAGUCAAGUCUCGCUGACACAUUUGGCGGAUCACCCCUUCUUCCAACAGCCGAAUCGACAGAAAGAUCGAAUUCCCCAUGCCCGAUCAAAAGACCAAGAUGUGAGUCUGCUCGAGGAGCUGCAUGCACCCGCACCCUUGCUCACCGUCUGCGUGCACCUCUUCGUCUGGCAUCUUGACACAGGCGCAUCAUUCAGCUGCACACUAGUCGCAUGAACCUCGACUCUGACGUCGACUUGGAGGCACUUGUCAGCGUCAAGGACGAAUUGAGCGGUGAGUGUCGGGGGCGCGAGUGCACAAAGGUUAUGCCGUCGCAGUGCUUACCUUGCGCCCCCCUCUUGCUUACCCCUCACCGUAUCAGGUGCCGACAUCAAAUCGCUCGCGACGGAAGCUGGACUGCUCGCCCUUCGCGAGAGACGUAUGCGCGUGACGAAAAAGGUGCGUUGUGGAUGAUGCAGAUGAGAGGUGCUUAAGUGCGGCUCAUGCAUGGGCUCAAUUUUUAUUGCGAAUCUGCGCCGCACGUGCACGAACAGGACUUUGACACGGCCAGAGAAAGAGUGCUGGACCGAAAGAAGGAGAACAUGCCAGAGGGUGAGCGAGGCGAGGCGAUGCGAUGCGAUGCGAUGCGACAGAUGCGCGCCGUAGUACCAAAGCUGACGCUAUGCUAUUCCUCGCUUUCGGCACAGGUCUUUACCUCUGA
This is a messenger RNA of Ceraceosorus bombacis, 1886 nucleotides long. The record is from the annotation of a GenBank genome assembly. NCBI's taxonomy places the organism in Eukaryota, Fungi, Basidiomycota, Exobasidiomycetes, Ceraceosorales, Ceraceosoraceae.